AUGGCGCACCGGGGGCCCCCGGCCGCCGCGAAGGGCCCCGGCCCAGCCGCCCGAGCCCCGAGCCCCGGGGCCCCGCCGCCGCCGCCGCCGCGCUCGCGGCCGCUCCCGCUCCCGCUGCUGCUGCUGCUGCCGCUGCUGCUGGCCGCCUGCGGGGCGGCCGGGCGCACCCCCGAGCUCGGGCGCCUGGGUCCCCGCGCCUGGCUGACCCGGCUGCCGCGCAGCCCGCCCGCAGGGCGCUCGGAGCCCGGCGCCGGCGAGGACCGGCAGGCGCGCGGCGUGGAGCCCGGCACCCAGCGUCCGGGUCCCGGUCCCGCUUCGGGUCCCGGCGAGGACAGCGCCCCGGCCGCGGGCAAGGGGCGCUGGGCGCGGGCGGCGCCGGCGGCCGGAGCGGCUUCGCGGGCGCAGGUCUCGCUCAUCAGCACGUCGUUCGUGCUCAAGGGGGACGCGACACACAACCAGGCGAUGGUGCACUGGACGGGCGAGAACAGCAGCGUGAUCUUGAUCCUGACGAAGUACUACCACGCAGACAUGGGGAAGGUCCUGGAAAGUUCUCUGUGGCGGUCCUCGGAUUUCGGGACGUCCUACACCAAGCUCACCCUCCAGCCUGGCGUCACCACCGUCAUCGACAACUUCUACAUUUGCCCAACCAACAAGAGAAAGAUCAUCCUCCUGAGCUCUGCGCUCAGUGACCGCGACCAGAGCCUCUUCCUCAGCGCGGAUGAAGGCGCCACCUUCCAGAAGCAGCUUGUCCCCUUCUUCGUGGAGACUCUGACUUUCCACCCCAGGGAGGAGGACAAGGUCCUGGCCUACACCAAGGACAGCAAGCUGUACGUGUCAUCUGACUUGGGGAAGAAGUGGACGCUUCUGCAGGAGCGAGUGACCAAAGACCACGUGUUCUGGGCUGUGUCUGGGGUGGACGCCGACCCUGACUUGGUCCACGUGGAGGCCCAGGACCCCGGUGGAGGUUCUCGGUACAUCACCUGUCACAUCCACAACUGCUCCGAGAAGACACAAACAGCCCUGUUCGCAGGCCCCAUUGACCACGGCUCUCUGACGGUGCAGGACGAUUACAUCUUCUUUAAGGCAACAUCAACAAACCGGACCAAAUACUACGUCUCUUAUCGUCGCAAUGAAUUCGUCCUGAUGAAGCUGCCGAAGUAUGCAUUGCCCAAGGACCUGCAGAUCGUCAGCACGGACGAGAACCAGGUGUUUGUGGCGGUGCAGGAGUGGCACCAGGCAGACACCUACAACCUGUACCAGUCGGACCCGCGCGGCGUGGGCUACGCGCUGGCGCUGAGGGACGUGCGCAGCUCGCGGCAGGCCGAGGGGAGCGUGGUCAUCGACAUCCUCGAGGUCAGAGGGGUGAAAGGAGUCUUUCUGGCAAACCAAAAAAUUGAUGGGAAGGUGAUGACGCUUAUAACCUACAACAAGGGCCGAGACUGGGAUUACCUGCGACCACCCAGCAUGGACAUGAAUGGAAAACCCACCAACUGUAAGCCUCCAGACUGCCACCUGCACCUGCACCUGCGCUGGGCUGACAACCCCUAUGUAUCAGGCACUGUGCACACCAAGGACUCUGCCCCAGGCCUCAUCAUGGGUGCAGGUAACCUGGGCUCGCAGCUGGUGGAGUAUAAAGAAGAAAUGUAUAUCACAUCGGACUGUGGGCACACCUGGCGGCAGGUGUUCGAGGAGGAGCAUCACAUCCUGUACCUGGACCACGGCGGCGUGAUCGUGGCCGUUAAGGACACCUCCAUCCCCUUGAAGACCCUCAAGUUCAGCCUGGACGAGGGCCUCACCUGGAGCACGCACAACUUCACCAGCACCUCGGUGUUCGUGGACGGGCUGCUAAGCGAGCCGGGAGACGAGACGCUGGUCAUGACCGUCUUCGGCCACAUCAGCUUCCGCUCAGACUGGGAGCUCGUCAAGGUGGACUUCCGGCCCUCGUUCUCCAAGCACUGCAGUGAGGACGACUACAGCUCCUGGGACCUCACCAACCUUCAGGGCGACCGCUGCAUCAUGGGCCAGCAGAGAAGCUUCCGGAAAAGAAAGUCCACAUCGUGGUGCAUCAAGGGGAGGAGCUUCACGUCAGCGCUCACGUCCCGCGUGUGUGAGUGCCGCGACUCAGACUUCCUCUGUGACUACGGAUUUGAGCGCUCCCCGUCCUCAGAGCCUGAAGCCAACAAGUGUUCUGCCAACUUCUGGUUUAACCCGUUGUCCCCGCCUGAUGACUGUGCCCUGGGCCAGACCUACACCAGCAGCCUUGGGUACCGGAAGGCAGUGUCCAACGUGUGUGAGGGUGGUGUGGACCUGCAGCAGAGCCCAGUGCAGCUCCAGUGCCCCCUCAUGCCACCCCGGGGCCUGCAGGUCAGCAUCCGUGGCGAGGCGGUGGCCGUGCGGCCUGGAGAGGACGUCCUGUUCGUGGUACGGCAGGAGCAGGGUGAUGUCCUAACCACCAAGUACCAGGUAGACCUUGGGGAUGGCUUCAAGGCCAUGUACAUGAACCUCACGCUGACUGGGGAGCCCAUCCGGCACCGCUAUGAGAGCCCUGGUGUCUACCGCGUGUCUGUCAGGGCAGAGAACAUGGCAGGGCACGACGAGGCGGUGCUCUUCGUGCAGGUCAACUCCCCCCUGCAGGCCCUCUAUCUAGAGGUCGUUCCUGUCAUCGGCAUCAACCAGGAGGUGAACCUCACAGCUGUGCUGCUGCCCCUGAACCCCAACCUCACCGUCUUCUACUGGUGGAUCGGCCACAGCCUACAGCCCCUCCUGUCCCUGGAUAACUCCGUGAAGACGCAGUUUCCAGACACGGGCGAUGUGCGUGUGACGGUACAGGCCGCCUGUGGGAACUCGGUGCUGCAGGACUCCAGGGUCAUCCGCGUGCUGGAUCAGUUUCAGGUUGUGCCCCUGCAGUUCUCCAAGGACCUGGAUGCCAACAACCCCAACACGCCCGAGUGGAGGGAAGACGUGGGUCUGGUGGUCACCCGGCUGCUCUCCAAGGAGACCAGCGUCCCCGAGGAGCUGCUGGUGACCGUGGUGAAGCCGGGGCUGCCCACCUUGGCUGACCUGUAUGUGCUCCUUCCCCCUCCCAGGCCCACCAGGAAGAGGAGCCUCACAAGUGACAAGAGGCUCGCGGCCAUCCAGCAGGUGCUGAAGUCACAGAAGAUCAGCUUCCUCCUGCAGGGCGGGGUCCGGGUCCUGGUGGCCCUGAGGGACGCGGACACAGGUGAGAGCCCUCGGCCUGGCGGCGGCGGGUACUGGGCCGUGGUGGUGCUGUUUGUCAUCGGGCUCUUCGCGGUGGGCGCGUUCAUCCUCUACAAGUUCAAAAGGAAACGCCCAGGCAGGACCGUGUACGCCCAGAUGCACAACGAGAAGGAACAGGAAAUGACAAGCCCUGUGGGCCACGGCGAGGACGUCCAGAGCGCCACCCAGGGUGAGGGGUUUGCAGAUGGCCAUCUCGACUUGCAGAGUCUAGGCAACCACUCUGGCGUGGUCCUGAGCAUCAACUCCCGCGAGAUGCACAGCUACCUGGUGAGCUGAUGGCCAGACGCGCCCACACUCCUCUCCGUGGUUCCACCCCCGUGGAGGGCACACGGCCACAAGCGAAGCCGGCGGCUGGACCGACAUCCCCUCAGAAACCUGCGGAAAAGCCCCCUCCUCCAGCUGUCCCCACGCCGGGAGACAGGCACUCCUCCCUCUGGUCAAUCCAAGCCCGCCCGGGCCCACGGGACCCCCUGGAGCACAGCCAAACUCUGCCCCUCUGGGGUGCCAGGCUCACCUUGGCGACACCAGGCCCACCUCGGGCAGGCUCUGCCCUGCACCCCACACAGGCUGCCCUGGCUGCCCCACGUGCUGUCGCCCGGCCCAAGGCCUGGCCUGACUUCUGGCCGAGGUCGGGCCAUCUGGAGCCUGGGCAGGGAGCCCGCCCGCUGCCCCCGCUGCAAGAACCGCCACCCACUCAGACACUUGGCACUGCGGCACCUGUCCCUGAAGGGAACCUGGGCCCUCCCGGACUUUGUUUCCCUCGUCCCUCCACCAUCCCUCUGGGGGUGGCCUCCAAAGCCCGGGACGCCUUGAGCCAGGCCCCCCUGUCACCACCCUCCGGGCGGGGCCUGCUGUCCCACCUCCCGUUAAAGCCCAGACGUGUAAAUACCUCUCUAGGUAGCUGGCUGGGGGGGUGGGGCGUUCAGCUUUCUGUUUCUAUGGCCAGGCGGUGGCAUCUGGGUUGCUUCGUCAGAGCCCCCUUCUCGGGAGCCCCUUUCCCAGAAUGCCCAGGGCGCCCUCCAGCCCCAGACGCUGGCCCUGGUCUCCCCCGGGCUGGGGGAGGGGCAGUGCCCAGGGACCCAGCGCUGCAGGUCCUGGCUCCGCCAGCAGGGGGCGCCCCUGGGGCCUUUCCCACCCAAUGGCCUUCCCCAACCCUGGAAGGAGACAGUAGCCCCAGAAGGGUGGGCAGGUGGGGCAGCCCCCAGAAGCGCCUCCUUGUCGCCUGAGGACCUAUGAGGAGACCAGGCCAGCAGGGGUUAGGGUGGCACAGCUGGAAGUGCUGUCAGGAGCAUGCCCCUCAUUUAGAAGAAGGGGAAACUGAGGCCCAGGGAGAGGAGUGACUUUCCCAAGGUCACAGCAAGACGGUAGCAGAGGUGUCCCCCAGAACCAGCCCUCUGCUCCCCAGCGCAGUGCGAGGUCCACUCACCCAGUUUGCUAGAAUCAGGGAUGCUCGUG
This is a messenger RNA of Lemur catta (Ring-tailed lemur), 4713 nucleotides long. RefSeq names its product sortilin related VPS10 domain containing receptor 2 (gene SORCS2). Lineage: Eukaryota; Metazoa; Chordata; Mammalia; Primates; Lemuridae. The transcript is spliced from 27 exons. Gene Ontology annotation, molecular function: protein binding. Gene Ontology annotation, cellular component: membrane. The coding region runs from base 1 to 3534 and encodes 1177 amino acids. The record is from RefSeq and is a predicted model, not a curated record.